Molecule: messenger RNA, 1866 nt
Organism: Anopheles aquasalis
Lineage: Eukaryota; Metazoa; Arthropoda; Insecta; Diptera; Culicidae
Product: H/ACA ribonucleoprotein complex non-core subunit NAF1
Biological process (GO): box H/ACA snoRNP assembly; ribosome biogenesis; pseudouridine synthesis
Cellular component (GO): sno(s)RNA-containing ribonucleoprotein complex
Molecular function (GO): RNA binding
Source: RefSeq, a predicted model, not a curated record
CCAUCGAUAAUUUCUAUACGCGGCAGUUUUUUUUGUUUCUUUAAAUAAAAUGGAGGAUAUUACAAAAGUGGCUGAUAAUACGAAUGGCGACCAGCAGCAGCCCCCUUUAGCAGACAUCGUGACCACCGAAGGCAGCAACGGGGAAGCACAGAAUACCGAAAAGCCGAACUCAGAGACGGAAAUCUCUGCCCCCGAAGUGAAUAAGGAAGCGGAAGCUGUGAAGGAAAGCAAGGACGAUACCACCGCUCUUGCAGAGGCAAAAGAAACUAGCACUGAGGGUGAGCAUAGUGUGAAGCAAGAUCCUGCUGCAGAAACGGAAGCUACCGCUGGUUCUGCUGGCACUGAACAGCAAGAAGUUAAGCCCGCAGAAGUGGCACCAAGCAGUAAGGAGACCUCUUCAGCAGAGACAAACAAUACGGAAGGGAAAGAAUCUACAAAAGUCGAGAUCAUCGAGGCAAAAGGAGGGGAUAUCAAGAUGACUGAAACACCCGAGGAAAGCCACACGAUGGAAGUCGAGGACGAACAACCUACAGCGGCAACGGUGGAUCCUGUUAGUGCACCGAUUCCAAUAGAAAAACAGAUUGUCGAACAGCAACAGCUUGAGAAAUUGGCUGUACAGAAUAUCACAGGAAACAGUUCCCUGUCGCUGCUUUGUCAGUACGCGGGAAGCUCCGAUGAUUCGGAAUCCGAUUCCGAUAGCAUGGAUGAAGGCCAAAAGAAGCUUCCCUCUUCUUCGUCGUCGGAUGAUGACGAUGAUGUGCAGGAAACGAAGGAGCACGUCCUGGCAGAGAGCUAUCGUUACCGCGAAGAUCCGAUACUGGUCAGUGAUGCGGAAACCAUGGACACCAAUGCCGUGUCGUCCGAUGAUGAAGAAGAAGAGAGCACCGCCAAGGCUGGUCCGCUUCGUACGAAAGGAGAAAUCCUGUUGCACGAAUUGCCACCGAUCGAGGAGCUAACGAUCACGGUUCCGGAGGAAGAAUGUAAACCAAUUGGCCGUAUCGAUUCGAUUGUCGCCCAGAUCGUGCUGGUGCAGUCGGAACCGGGUGUGGAGCUACUUAAUCUGGAGACCGUUCUGUUUCUGGAACGCGGAAAGCGAACUUUGGGCAAAAUUUUUGACGUCAUCGGACAGGUGAACCGACCGAUCUACUGCGUCCUGUUCAACUCGAACCAGGAGGUGCUGGCCAAAAACAUCACCGUUGGAAUGGAGGUGUUCUGUGCACCGCGCACCGAGCACACUUCGUUCAUCAUUCUGUCGGAGUUGAUGCGAAUGAAGGGUUCGGAUGCAAGCUGGAUGAAUGAUAAUGAGCCACCGCCAAAUAUGGUCGAGUAUUCGGAUGAUGAAUCCGAACGGUAUGCCAAAAAGGGCCACAAAAAGGGUGCCAAAGCGAAGGACCCCUCGGGACAGCAUGUCCAGCCGCAACAAAACCCACAGCAGUACCAACAGCAGUAUCAACGAUCGUACCAACAACCGAGGGGCCAGUUUAGGCGUCCCACAGGAAACUACCGGAGAAACAAUUACCCGCGGCGCCCAUCGGGAUACAGUUGGCAUCAUAACUUGAACCAAUCUGACCACCAUCGACAACCGCAGCAAACGCAAGGUUCAGCCCAACAGUCCAACAAUCCCACCAUGCUACCGAAUCCCUUCGCUUCAGUACGACAACCGCCCCCUUCUGGACCCCAAUAAUCGUGAUCGCGAUCUUCCAGCCGAAGCUGGAAUUGGUAUUGGAUGCUAUUAACCCGCAUCGCCACAGAUAAUGGCAAAGGAUGUAUUGAAUUAACACGCAGGGCUACGUGUUGUGUAAGAACUACGCUUUUCUUCAGUGAAAAGAUGUUGAUUUGAAAUAAACUAUAAGAUUGAAUUUUUAU